Paramuricea clavata is the source of this 1326-nucleotide messenger RNA. The record is from the annotation of a GenBank genome assembly. Lineage: Eukaryota; Metazoa; Cnidaria; Anthozoa; Malacalcyonacea; Plexauridae.
AUGGAUAUCAUGGAUGUCUAUCAGUUAAAACAAAUUAUUACAGAACCAACUCGAAUCACAAAUUAUUCUCAAUCAUUAAUCGAUGUAUUUAUUACAAAUAAUCCUCAUAAAGUAAAUACCAGUGGGGUGAUUCGAAUCGGCAUUAGUGACCACUAUAUGAUCUAUGUAAGUACAAAGGUAUCCAUCGGCAAAUCACUUCCUAAAAUUGUGGAGUCAACAUCUUUCAAAAACUACAACAAAGUCGCAUUUAAAAGUGAUUUGCUAAAUAUGCUUAAUUCUUCUUUUAUAGGACUAGAAUUAGAACUAGACCCAAACGUAAUGUGGCUAAAAUGGCGUAAUGUGUUUACCUCUAUAGUGGAAAAGCAUGCUCCACUAAGAAUACGUAAAGUUAGAAGUCAACACACCCCAUGGUUAACUAGUGAAAUUAAAAAGGAGAUGAAUCAUCGAGACUAUUUAAAACAAAAGGCAACUCGGACAAAUUCUCGGUAUUUCUACCAAGCUUAUAAAGUAGCACGAAACAAAACCAAUAAAAUAAUACAAAAAGCUAAGUCAGAACAUUUCAAAAGCAUAAUAAACAGUAAUAUUAAUAACCCAAAGCAGCUUUGGAAAAGUGUCAAUAUCAUUAGAGGCAAAGGUUCGAAAACAACAAAUAUUUCUUCCCUAAAUCAAGAAGAUGAUACUGUUGUAGGAGACAAGAAUAUUGCAGAAACACUUAAUUCGUAUUUUGUUAAUGUGGGUCCAUCACUAUCAGGAGAUUUACCGGAGAGUGAAAAAAGUUACGUUGAUUUUGUGCAAUAUUCUGCUAAUACUACAUUUACCUUCAACGACAUUACUGAAAAUGACACUCUAAAGUUGCUUCAAGGUUUAAAAACAUCAAAGGCGGCCGGGCCAGAUAAAAUAAGUGCCAGAUUUGUCAAGGAUUCUGCUGAAGUAAUCUGUCAAACAUUAACAUUAAUUUUUAACAGAUCCUUGCAACAAGGAAUAUUUCCAGAGGAUUUAAAAACUGCUUUUGUCUUGCCUAUUUUUAAAGAUGGCGACAAAACUGACUGUAGCAACUAUAGACCUAUUUCCGUACUAUCAAUAGUGGCAAAAAUAUUCGAAAAAAUUGUUUACAAUCAAUUAAUUACCUAUAUAGAUGAAAAUAACAUAUUGUCAAACAAUCAAUUCGGAUUUCGAAAGUCACAUUCAACAUUAACAUCUAUGUUAAAUGCUACAAAUAAUUGGCUUUUGAAUAUCGAUAAAGGUCUUAUAAACGGUGUUUUGUUUCUGGAUUUACGGAAAGCAUUUGAGACACAGUUGAUCAUGAAAUAUUACUUAAUAAGCUAA